AUGAGCGGGGAGAUUGAUGCGCUCUAUAUCUACGACGAGCAUAAUAACCCUCUUGUAGAGCAGGUCUAUCGAUCCCGUCCGCCCUCCGCAGCUACUAUUUUACCCCUCUACCUCGCGCAUCCAGCUCCGCGGCCGUCGCUCAUUUAUGUCCCUAAUACUACGCCGCCCGUAACCGUUUUCUCAAUUGUUCAGUCAAAUUUGCUUUUUCUGGCGCUUUCCGAAGUCGAUACAGAGCCACUCGUUGCGCUAGAGUUCCUACAUCGCGUAGUGGAUGUACUUGAGGAAUUCGUCGGAGCACCGUUGAUUUCACACAAGAUACAGGCAAACUAUGAAGUGGUUGCACAGUUACUCAAUGAAAUGUGCGAUGCAGGUGUCGUAUGUAAUACAGAGCUAAAUGCGCUACAGGAGGCCGUUGAAAUGCCGGGGUGGAUGGGCAAGUUGCUAGGUAAUGUCGGGCUGUCUGGGUCCUCUACGCCUAUUUUGGGACCUCCGAAUACGCUCAAGCGGUCAAUCUCAGCCAAUGCGGCGACUCAAGGACCUGCGAUACCAUGGAGAAGAUCUGGAGUGCGGCACACUUCCAACGAGCUAUAUGUUGAUAUUAUCGAAUCACUCUCGGUCACAAUGGCGCCUUCAGGGCGAUUACUCUCUGCCUUGGUGUCCGGCACCAUCGCCUUCACAGCCAAAAUAUCCGGUGUUCCUGAAUUACUGCUUUCCUUGACGGCUCCUGGUGGUCAGCAAGCCAUUGGGCGAAAGCUCGAGUUACCCGUUUUUCACCCCUGUGUACGACUGGCAAAAUGGAGAGAGCGACCAGGAGAAUUGAGCUUUGUGCCCCCGGAUGGACGGUUUAUUCUUGCAGGGUAUGAGGUAGACCUUCUACCCAUUGAUCCCAGCCUCGAUCAGCCGCCAAGUCAUAUGGAGAAACUCUUCCUGCCUGCCAUUGUAGACAUUCGUAAAUCUCUCGGUCCAACCGGCUCCGAUUUCGAAGUCCGCUUGAUCCUCAAUACAAACUUCCCGGGGUAUUCGUCCUCAAACCGGCCUGGAGGACGGAAUGGUUCAGGUACGUCGACGCCAUCGUUUCUUGGAGGAGGCGGGAACUCCUCGGGUCCUGUCUUAGAAGACGUUUUGGUCACGAUACCUAUUCCGAAAUCGGUCCGUAAUAUCACAGACAUGCAAGCCAGCCGCGGUGAUGCGCUCUUCUCCGCUGGUAACAGUGUCCUUGAAUGGCGAGUCCCGACCAAAGACGCUGGAACUGUCUCGGGCACCGCAACCCUCCGUUGCACCGUGGCUGGACAUUCAACCGGCGACGACGACUUCGAUGAAGAAGCCGAAGAAGUCGACCCGGAAGCCAACCUCCUCCAGGGCUACUACGACGCCGAACCCUCAACAUCCUACCAAGCCCCCGAAGAAGGGACAACAAAGCGGAAAACAAAGAAAAAGAAGAAGAAGAAGGUCAAGAAGUCCUCUCGCGCCGCCCCCGCCAUACCAGAUGCAGAGCAACAAGAGGAGACAACCCAAGAGAUAACCCAAGAGCCAUCCCAACCGCAAUCCCCGACACCUCCUCAGCCCUCCCCUUCACCUCAACCACUAGCACAACAACCUCCAACCGACGACGCCUCCCGCUCAAUCUUCCACACUACACAACGCAAAACCAAAGCCCAGUUGAACGCAACUCUCAUGCCUAAUUCUGCCGCGGUGUCAUUCUCAGUCAGAGGCUGGCUUCCCUCAGGAAUCAAGGUGGACAGUCUGAACAUCGACCCGCGACGAAGUCGUGGUUUAGGCGAGACUGUGAAGCCCUACAAGGGAGUGAAGUACUUAUGUGUCAGUCGAAAAGGAGUGGAGAGAAGAUGUUGA
Molecule: messenger RNA, 1851 nt
Organism: Aspergillus pseudotamarii
Lineage: Eukaryota; Fungi; Ascomycota; Eurotiomycetes; Eurotiales; Aspergillaceae
Product: putative AP-3 adaptor complex subunit mu
Exons: 3
Coding region: 1-1851 (616 amino acids)
Biological process (GO): endocytosis; intracellular protein transport
Cellular component (GO): clathrin adaptor complex; cytoplasmic vesicle
Source: RefSeq, a predicted model, not a curated record